UGUCUGCUUGUGUCAGUUGAACAGCCUUAAUUUGUUGAUAUAUUUGCAAAUCAGAGCCAAGUCGAAACACCCUUUCACUUCUCACGAUUCCAGGCAUCGUCUUAUUUAUCAAGUCUAAAAAAGAUUGGUUUAAGCGAACGAAAAGGGGUGUGACUGUUGGCUUAGUAUUCAGCGACGAGCAGGUAAAGCUGCCUGUACAGAAGGCACUCCACCAGGCUAUGUACAUUCAAAAGCCAGUGGUAAAGAAAAAAACGGAAAAGAUUGUGAAAAGGUAGACUACUAAAGUAACUGCCUGGAGAACCACGUGAAGCGAAUCUCAAACAGAGAAAUCAAUUCUUUGUUUCACCGACGCUGUCCGCAGCCGAGAAGAUUAUGUGAGGUAGCUUGGAUCAAGCUAACUCAAUGCUUUUCGAAGAAACAAUGUGUGGAAAGGGCAUGAUGUGCCAAUGGAAGGUCUACAGUGACAGACCUGCCAUUAAAGACAAGGUCAAGGAUGAGCCAAGGAAGGGGAGCAGCAAACAUAGCUGGUACAAAUGUGGAAGGAGACAAGGGAAAAGGGGGAGAGUGAAUGGACAUCACCUCACAAUCCGUCAACAAAAUCAGACAAGACAACGACUAUCGGGUGCGGCUUCAUUGCGCCCCGUCAACAUCCAAGGCAUCAGAGCUCCAGGUAUGAGAGCUCCAAAGAACACAAAUCAAUUUCUCAUGCAUGAGAAAUACCAGAUGAUGCAUAUGCGGUCAGACUCCAUUGGCACUGACAGUGGCUCUGACUGCGAAAUGGACUUUGCGGAUAUGGACUCUUAUCUUGGUGUGCUGGAGAACGCUAGAGGCGCACUACUGGACAGUCCCGAUCUUGGUCCUCGACAAAUGGGCGACUGUCAAACGUUUACCUUCUUCAGCUUUGGUGAGAUCGACCAAGAGGAAAGUAUGCAGUAUUUUCCAUCUGAAGACGAUGUGAUGCAAAGUGAAGAUUUUAUGCAGAAAGACUUCAACGAAUUCUGUGAUACAGUGGCUCCUGUGGCGCCAUGCCUUUAGUUAUAUGGCUAUCAAUCUGAUACACUUAAUAUAUUUACGCUAAUGUUUGGCCAAAUUGAAGAUUUCUCUUUUUUUAAACAAACUGUUGUUUAUAUUGUUUAUAAACAUAUUACGAACAUCUGUCAAUGUCAUUGUCAUUGUUAAGUAAAUCGACAAAAUUCUUUUGAAAUGUUUUGAUAUGGUGAAAGAAGGGCGUAGAGGUAGGAGUGAAACCGUACAGCCAAUCACAUUCAAGAUCAUGCCGUAGGCACACAGCGAUUGCUUGAUACAGCUAAAGCAAAUAAUGUAUAUGUUUCCCACAAACAAACGAAUAAAAUGUGAUAUGAUUCUUAUGUAAA
Molecule: messenger RNA, 1373 nt
Organism: Chanos chanos (milkfish)
Lineage: Eukaryota; Metazoa; Chordata; Actinopteri; Gonorynchiformes; Chanidae
Exons: 1
Coding region: 403-1035 (210 amino acids)
Source: RefSeq, a predicted model, not a curated record